This is a messenger RNA of Cucumis sativus (cucumber), 2195 nucleotides long. RefSeq lists its product as uncharacterized. Lineage: Eukaryota; Viridiplantae; Streptophyta; Magnoliopsida; Cucurbitales; Cucurbitaceae. The transcript has 2 exons. The record is from RefSeq and is a predicted model, not a curated record. Bases 658 to 1077 code for a protein of 139 amino acids.
UGAUCCACCGUAUGUUGGCUUUACUUUUAAAUCUUAGUCCACCAAACGAUUGGAAACCUUAUGUUUGGUGCUCUUCCAAAUUCCCAUGAACAACCAAAAUAAGGAAAAAGGUGUUUUCCAAAAUUUCCUACUACGAAAUAAUUAGUGCUGUUGGUCCUCCCUUGCCUUUAUUCAUAAGACAACAACUAGAGCAUAGAGAAUUUUUUAUGAUCUGAUAUAUCACUUUGGAAUUAUGUUUGAAACUGAUAUGUAGCAGGUAACUGGAAUGAGUUACAUGAUAAAUGAAAGACUUGAUUAAUAUCAUUGAGAAGGUAGCAAGAGUCUAGAGAAAGUUCCUGAUGUUCUCUAAGUCCUUUUGCAAGAAAAGGCAUAUCAUCAAAUGUCAUGAACAAGGGACCAGUUUAAUGAAGCUAAAUGGUGAAAUCUUGAUAUACGAACAAUCGUGAUGUUUGAAAUUUAUGCUGCUUCAUUCUCAUUUUCUAUUUGAUCUGAAAUACCGUGGACACGUUAAAAGAUGUAUUCUACCUGAAUUUUAGCUCCAGAAUAACAAUUUGCUAUCAUUUUCUUUGCAUGUAGAUCAAUCCUGAGGCCAAAAGCUUUUGUGGUAGAGUAUUUGAAAACUAUGAUCAGUUUUGCAUUUCCUUUAGAUAUUACAAUAUGGAGGUGUUGGAUUUCCCUGUUGUCGUAAACGAUGGAAAAACUGGAUGUGAAGGGAACUCUUUGGGGUGGACUAGUGAAAUGGACCAUUGCCUCAGAAGAGUUCUCAAGCAGCAUGUGAUUCCUGGGAACAAAGGCAUGUUAGAUAAUAAACUCAAUCCCGUUGUAUAUGAUGCAGCUAUAUUGAAUUUAAGAGAAAUGUUUGCUCUUGAAUUGACCAAAGAUCAAGUUGAGGAUCGUUUUAAAUCAUGGAAAAGAGAGUAUGGUUUGCUAAGGGACCUGUUAGACCAAGGUGACUUUGAAUGGGAUGACCAGCAAAAGAUGUUAGUUGCAAAGGACUCAGUAUGGGAUGUCUCUAUUGAGGAACACCCUGAUGUGCGGGAAUUCCAAGCCAAGUCAAUUGAGAAUUACAAAUUAUGAGCUGUGUAUGAUUUUUGAUAACAAGGAGAAAACUGAAGGAUGGUCAAUAGUUGAAAAACACGAUAAGGACUAUACUUUGAACAACCACAACCAUACAGAAUCCCAAGUAGGGAUAUCAGAUGAUGAUGCAGGGGGAGGUAAUGGUUCCAGUGGUUCUGAUAGCACGGAGGCUUCAUCUCAACAAACAGGAACUAGACCAUCCUCCUCUUCACAUUCACGAAAGUCUUUAAAGAGAAGAUGCAGCGAUGAUCUCAUUGUGCAAAUAGUGAGUGUCAUGGCUGCUAACGUUGCUCGAAUAGCUGAUGCAUUGUCAGACAGGCCAACUUGCUUAGACCAAGUGUUUGAUGUUGUUCAAACCAUGCCUGGGUUGGACGAGGAUCUGAUCCUCGACGCAUGUGAGUUUCUCUCUUUUGAUGAAAAAAGGGCUGUGAUGUUUAUGAACUUGGAUGAGAGGUUGAGAAAAAAGUGGCUACUAAAAAAGUUGCGCAGUUAAGCUUGCAUUGCAUGUAAGAUUAUAGUGUUUCUUGUUGAUAUUUAUACCGAUUUUUCUUAAAAUCAUUGGCUAGGUGAAGGAAUUAUCAUUAUUAUUUUUCGCCCUCUUCUUUCUAAUAUGUACUUUCUUACUACAUUUAUUGUACAGAUAGACUGGCUUGGCUGCAGACCGGUCAUUUGAUUGGAUAUAUGAGAGUUGAAAUUGAGAUUGCUUACAGGUUGUUUUCUCACUUGGUCCAUGCUUCCAUAAGUUGGAGAGGGAUCUUUUUGGGAGGGGGGUUUGUCACAUUAUUUGAUAUAGGAAAGAGAGAGUCUUGGAUCAUGCCCUUGGGAGUUGUUAUUUUGCUCAAUCAUUUCUUGGAGCUACUUUGUUAGAUGUUGCUAGAGGCAAGGAGUAUAGGACGAUAAUGAAGGAGUUGCUUCUGUAUCAGUGGUUGAGGGAGAUUUUUGUGACAAGUAGUGCACGUACAAUUUGUAGGGUCUGGAAGGGUGGUUGAAAGAACUCUAUAUCAGUAGAGGAGUGGAGAGGGGGACGGACCCUUGUGAUAUUUGGUUUCUUCUUGUGCUUCAUUUUUAGUGUCGGUGAUGAAACUUUUUGUUAUUAUUUGUUAGCUCUCAUUAUAACU